AUGAGCGUGCGCAAGGCGCAUAACUCCGGCCGCAACCACCUCCGCAACGUGGUGGAAUACUAUCAGCAGAUCGGUCAAGAGAAGGCCCAAUCAGUCAUUGACUCUAUCACCUCCUCCUACGCCGCAGAGGGCCAGGCCGUACCCAAUCCAGCAAUGGUGCCCCCCGGCGCAUUCCCGCCUCCAUUCGGCUUCCCAGUCCUCCCCGGCGGCCGCGGCAUGCCCUUCCCCCCAUUCCCGCCUAACGCCUCCGGCACCCCUCCCCAAGGCGGCUUCCCUCCACCACUCCCCAACAUGCCCAACAUGCCCCCCGGCGCAGGUAACCUGCCUCCACCCCCACCAGGCGGAUUCCCGAAUUUCCCCAUCCCCCCACCCGGCGCGGCAGGUUCGUUCCCUCCGCCGAUGCCUGGACAGUAUGGUGCGUCGGAUUCGCCGAUUCCUAGUGGACCGCGAGGAUCGGAGGGGUACCCGCCUCCUCCUGGUGGAGGGCCGCCUCCUGGUCGGGGAGAUCGGUGGUGA
Messenger RNA from Penicillium daleae, 516 nucleotides. RefSeq names its product putative U1 snRNP complex component Yhc1. The transcript is spliced from 3 exons. The coding region runs from base 1 to 516 and encodes 171 amino acids. Gene Ontology annotation, molecular function: zinc ion binding; pre-mRNA 5'-splice site binding. The record is from RefSeq and is a predicted model, not a curated record. Gene Ontology annotation, biological process: spliceosomal snRNP assembly; mRNA splicing, via spliceosome; mRNA 5'-splice site recognition. Gene Ontology annotation, cellular component: U1 snRNP. Lineage: Eukaryota; Fungi; Ascomycota; Eurotiomycetes; Eurotiales; Aspergillaceae.